UUAAUUUAAACUAUAAUAAUUAUGGAUGACUGUAUUCUUGAUUUAAAGAAAUUAUUUUGUUGUUGUGCUCCAAUAAAUAAUCUCGAACAAGUGUUACAGAAAUUGAAAGAAAAAGAAAAAAUAAUUAGUAUUGACGUUCAAAAGAAAAUUCUGGACAGUACAGUAAAUAAUAUUUUGAUUCAGCAAUAUCCUGUUAAAUAUUCCUAUCAGAGAGCAUUUGUAAAGUUAUUAAUGAACGAGUUAGAAUCAAUUGGUGAGGAAAUUUACGAUGACGUUUAUUCUUUGUAUUGUCAUUUCAUUUUGUUUCCUGGAGAGGAUUUGCAUUAUCGUCACUUUUCACAAGAACAUGGUGAUUUAGAAUUUAUAACAAUAAAAGAAAGUAUAAAUAUCGUAUCCAAUGGGACAACUGGUUUAUGCGUUUGGCAGGGUGCUUUACAUUUGGCAGAAUGGUCUUACAAAAAUAGGAAUCAAUUUAAUGGGAAAAAUAUCUUAGAGCUUGGAUGCGGUGUUGGAUUAACUGGUUUGAGUAUUAUCAAUGCCUGUUCACCCAAGCAAUACGUUUUUUCAGAUUGUCAUCAAAGUGUUUUAGAUAUUCUUUGUGAAAAUGUGAAAUUGAAUUUAUUAUCCGUAUUGCAAGAAAAAAUAUCUAAUGAAAUUUGUACGUUAAAUGAUAGGACACAAUUACAAAUCAAAUAUAAUCAUUCGGACGUUAAAGUAAUCAAUUUGAAAUGGAAAGAUAUAGAAAAUUAUAUCGAGGAAGAUAAUACAGUUUACGACGUUAUCUUAGGCGCGGAUAUUCUUUACGAAAGCACUUCGUUUUAUUCCUUAAUAAUUGGAUUAAAUUGUUUAUUAACGUCUAAUAAUUAUGCCAUCAUUGCCGCGACUAUUCGUAACGAAGACACUGUCAAAAUGUUUCUCGAUCAAUUAAGAGAGCAUGAUCUUACCUACCUGGAAUGUGACAUACCAGAACAAACAAUUUCAAUCGAAUCGAAUCAUGCACCUGUAAAGAUACUGAAAGUAUAUAAAAAAAAAUAGCAAUUCAAUCGAAUGAAAGUGUGUGGUGGUGGUACGAGAAAAUAUUUUAACGUUCAAAUAUCACGUUCGACUUUCUUAUCAUAGCGAUCAAGUAAGAAAUAUAUAUAUUCAUUUUUUUAUUAAACGAUUAGUUAGAUUUACUCCUAGUGUUUUUCUUUUUUCUUUU
Molecule: messenger RNA, 1201 nt
Organism: Polistes dominula (European paper wasp)
Lineage: Eukaryota; Metazoa; Arthropoda; Insecta; Hymenoptera; Vespidae
Product: protein-lysine N-methyltransferase EEF2KMT
Cellular component (GO): protein-containing complex
Source: RefSeq, a predicted model, not a curated record